This is a messenger RNA of Hibiscus syriacus, 4714 nucleotides long. RefSeq names its product ABC transporter B family member 14-like. Gene Ontology annotation, biological process: transmembrane transport. Gene Ontology annotation, cellular component: membrane. The record is from RefSeq and is a predicted model, not a curated record. NCBI's taxonomy places the organism in Eukaryota, Viridiplantae, Streptophyta, Magnoliopsida, Malvales, Malvaceae. Gene Ontology annotation, molecular function: ABC-type transporter activity; ATP binding; ATP hydrolysis activity.
AUGGCUGAUUCUUCUUUUGAAAUCGACUUCUCCUCUUCGUUAAACUACCACACGCCGGCUUCACGCUAUGCCUCGAGUACUACUUUCACGACACGCAGAUUUGCUGGAGUGCCCCACACCACUCCGAGGAGGCUCAGCCAUCGUCCUCCAUCGACGCCUUUUUCCACCGACGAUGAUAUGUGUAAGUCAGGCAUUAGGCCGACUCUCGCUAGUGAAUUUUAUCUUUCUCGCACUUCUGGAGGGCUUCGAAGCUUUGCGAAUUCGAGCUACGAGUUUUCAGGUUACGGAGCUGUGCUUUCAGGGAGGCUUGAGCUUCAAAGCUAUGUCACUAGAGACGAUGACAGUUCGUCGCAUCUCCCUUUCCGAGAUCAUAGUCGGUCUAAUCAUGAUAUUUCGAGGCUGGCUACUAUUAGAGAAAGCAGCAGUAGGAACAGUCGGAGUCCUUUGCUCGAUGUUGACGAGCUUAGCUCUAUAGAUUAUGACACUCGAGAAGAUGAGAGACGAUUAGGGCUGUCACGGACCAAUCGUAAUGUUCAUGCUGGCACCGGUUCCUAUUGUUCUUCGGUUUCAGAGGCGUAUACAGAUGCUGAUCGGGAUGAUGAUUCGCUAGGGGGGCACCAUCAGCAUGGUAGAUGCCAUCACAUGAGACACAAGCUGAAUAAUGACAUCGAUCUAGUAAUGCAGCAUGAGCUUGCUUGUCACGAUGGUCGGAAAUCAACUAACCAUCAUUCCCAUGGUAAUCAUCAAUAUGAUGACCUUAGCUUUUCAAUGGAUUUUAGUGAAGAUAGUAUUACAGGGCAUGGUCACGGUCAUGGAUUAUCGCAUCACAGUGUUCAUAAUAAUCUUGAUGGUCAUCGAUUCGGUGUUCAUAGUAAUCACGGUCAUGGAUUAUCACAUCACAGUGUUCAAAUGAGACACAAGUUGGAAGGUCUUGACCAUAACUUGCAAUCAGCAAGCCAUCAAUUCGGUGGUGAUCAUAAGUAUUCAACAAACUGGGAUAUAGUACUUGUGAUUUUGGGUUGUUUGGGAGCCUUAAUCAAUGGGGGUUCACUUCCUUGGUAUUCUUUUCUGUUUGGUAAGUUUGUCAAUAAGAUUGCGAAGGAAUCAAAAGGUGACAAAACACAGAUGAUGAAGGAUGUUCAGAUGAUAUGCCAAUUUAUGUCUCUCUUGGCAGUAAUAGUGGUGAUUGGAGCGUACUUAGAAAUCACCUGCUGGAGGCUGGUCGGGGAACGUUCGGCUCAACGGAUUAGAACAAAGUACUUGAGAGCAGUUUUGAGACAAGACAUCAGUUUUUUCGACACCGAAGUUCUCACCGGUGACAUUAUGCAUGGUAUUUCAAGUGAUGCUGCUCAAAUCCAGGAAGUUAUGGGAGAGAAGGUAACCCGAAAAGUUCGAACUUUUCACGCUUCUUUCACUGCCAACUGCGGUUACACAGUCUGGUUUAUAGCAGCAUGGAAAGUGGCAUUGGUGGUUUUUUCUGUUACCCCACUAAUGAUGUCUUGCGGCAUCGCUUACAAGGCAAUUUACGGCGGUCUCACGGCAAAGGAAAAGGUUUCUUACAGGAAAGCAGGUACCAUUGCAGAGCAAGCAAUUGGUUCGAUUAGAACUGUAUUUUCUUUUGUUGUUGAGGAAAAUUUGGCAGCAAGAUAUGGUGAAUUAUUUUCGAAAUCGGUACCUCUUGGUGCGAAGAUUGGGUUUGCCAAGGGUGCCGGAAUCGGGGUCAUUUAUUUGGUUACAUAUUCAACAUGGGAGUUAGCCUUUUGGUAUGGUUCGAUCUUGGUUGCUCGAAACGAGAUCACCGGUGGUGAAGCCAUUGCUUGCUUCUUUGGUGUCAAUGUUGGGGGAAGGGGCUUGGCAUUAUCACUGACAUAUUUUGCUCAAUUCACUCAAGGCACCAUAGCGGCUGCUCGAGUGUUUGAUAUUAUAGACAGGGUUCCAGAGAUAGACCUUUAUAAUCCUGAAGGAAGGAUGUUGUCAAGUGUUCGAGGAAAGAUCGAGUUUAAAGGUGCAACUUUUGCUUAUCCAUCUCGUCCUGAUACUACAAUUCUCCGUUCUCUCGAUUUAGUUAUCCAAUCAGCGAAGACGCUUGCAUUGGUUGGAGCAAGUGGAGGUGGCAAGUCUACCAUCUUUGCUCUCAUCGAGAGGUUCUACGAUCCCAUAAAAGGAACAAUAACCUUGGAUGGCCAUGAUUUGAGGACACUGCAAGUGAAGUGGCUAAGAAGGCAAAUUGGCAUCGUCGGACAAGAGCCGAUUCUCUUUGCCACAACGAUAUUGGAAAAUGUGAUGAUGGGAAAGGACGAUGCCACCAAGAAAGAAGCUGUUGCAGCUUGUGUUGCUGCCAAUGUUCAUGGUUUCAUCUAUGAUCUUCCACUAGGAUAUGAUACUCAGGUGGGAGAAAAGGGAACUCAAUUAUCAGGUUGUCAAAAGCAGAGAAUCGCUAUAGCUCGUGCGUUGAUUAAAGAUCCGAGAAUCCUUCUCUUAGAUGAGCCUACCAGUGCUGAUGCUGAAGGCGAGGCAGUUGUCCAACAAGCAAUUGACAAGAUUUCUAAGGGAAGAACAACAGUGGUCAUUGCUUACAGGCUAGCAACGGUAAGAAAUGCCGACACAAUUGUUAUUCUCGACAAUGGAUCGGUUGCCGAGGCUGGUAGCCAUCACCAGCUAAUGCAAAGAGAAGGAGCCUAUUAUAAACUUAUCAAGCUUGCUUCUGAAGCAAUAUCAAACCCUGAACCAAAAGAGACACAUGCUCAAAAGGGAACUGAGUUUUCCAAGAAUGAGAAAUCGGACUAUGAAACAUUGAGAUCGCCGUCUGCGUAUGAUAUUUCACAGUCGAAGUACUUGAAGUCGAUCCAAGUAGUUAACCAAGUAGAGGAGGAAAUGAAACAAAAGCAAAAGCCUAGAGAAUAUCAAAUUUCGAAGAUAUGGUCUCUACAAAGACCAGAGCUCGUCAAGCUUUUACUCGGUUUUCUUUUCGGUAUCCAUGCAGGUGCUAUUCUCUCCAUUUUCCCCUUGUUUAGAGGCAUAGCUCUUCAAGCUUACUUUGAUGAUACUCCAAAAGAGUUGAAGAAAGAAGUUAACAAGCUCGCCUUAGCUCUCGUCGGCCUAGGCUUCGGUUCUAUAAUUACCUUGACUGGACAACAAGGUUUCUGUGGUUGGGCUGGAACAAAGCUGACACUAAGGGUGAGAGACCUCUUAUUUCGUUCGAUACUUAAACAAGAACCUGGCUGGUUCGAUUUUGAGGACAAAUCCACUGGAAUCCUUGUUUCAAGACUCUCAAUUGAUCUCAGCUUUCGAUCGGUCUUUGGGGAUCAGUACUCAGUCUUGUUGAUGGGUGUGAAUGCAGCUGCAGUGGGGCUUGGCGUCUCGUUUUACCUUGAAUGGAGAUUAGCUAUCGUGGCUGCUGCCGUUACACCUUUUACUCUCGGUGCAAGCUACUUGAAUUUGAUUAUAAACAUUGGACCAAGGUUAGAUAAUAAAGCAUAUGACAAAGCUAGCAACAUCGCUUCCGGUGCAAUUUCGAAUAUAAGGACAGUGGCAACAUUUUCUUCACAAGAAGAGAUAGUUAAGUCCUUUGAUAGAGCUUUAUCCGAACCUAGGAAACAAUCAGUGAAAAGGUCACAAAUUCUAGGCCUCACACUCGGUUUCUCUCAAGGUGCAAUGUAUUGUGCAUACACUUUGACACUUUGGUAUGGUGCCUACCUUAUGAAACAAGGCCAUACGGGUUUCGGUGAUGUAUAUAAAAUCUUUCUCAUUCUUGUGUUAAGCUCGUUUUCAGUCGGACAACUAGCAGGCCUUGCACCAGACACCACCAGGGCCGCGACAGCAAUACCUGCCGUGUUCGAUAUCCUCGAUCGGAGGCCAUUGAUUGGUAACUUCCGAGAUAAAGUUAGAAAAGUCGAAUUGUCGAAGCCACUGGAUAUCGAAUUGAAAAAGGUGACAUUCGCUUAUCCAUCUAGGCCUCAAGUGAUUGUGUUGAGGGACUUCUGUUUAAAGGUCAAGGGUGGUAGCACAGUGGCAUUGGUAGGCGGAAGCGGGUCGGGGAAAUCGACAGUGAUAUGGUUGGUACAAAGGUUUUAUGAUCCGAUCGAAGGGAAAGUAAUGAUGGGAGGCAUAGAUUUGAAGGAGCUCAACUUGAAAUGGUUGAGAAAACAAAUAGCCAUGGUGGGUCAAGAGCCUGCUUUGUUUGCUGGAAGUAUAAGGGAAAACUUCGCAUUUGGGAACCUGAAUGGCUCGUGGAGUGAGAUCGAAGCGGCUGCAAAGGAAGCUUACAUCCACAAGUUCAUUAGUAGUCUCCCUGAAGGCUAUGAAACUCAGGUCGGGGAGAGCGGGGUACAGUUAUCGGGUGGUCAAAAACAAAGGAUAGCAAUAGCAAGGGCCAUACUGAAGAAAUCAAGGGUUUUGCUUCUUGAUGAAGCAAGCAGUGCCCUGGACUUGGAAUCAGAGAAACAUAUCCAGGAUGCACUUAGAAGGGUUUCACAGAGUGCCACCACGAUCAUCAUCGCACACCGGCUGUCCACGAUCCGGGAAGCCAAUAUGAUCGCUGUUGUCAAAGAUGGCGCAGUUGUCGAACAUGGCAGCCAUGAGAAGCUUUUAUCUUCACAUGCCAACGGUGUUUAUGCGAGUUUGGUUCGAGCCGAAAGAGAAGCUAAUACCUUUGGUUGAGAUAGGGAUUUUUCUUUGCUUCUUUUACAAGUUCUUGGUUUCUGCUAUUGAUUUG